Messenger RNA from Talaromyces amestolkiae, 684 nucleotides. RefSeq lists its product as uncharacterized. Gene Ontology annotation, molecular function: steroid Delta-isomerase activity; cholestenol delta-isomerase activity; C-8 sterol isomerase activity. The record is from RefSeq and is a predicted model, not a curated record. Gene Ontology annotation, biological process: sterol biosynthetic process. The coding region runs from base 1 to 684 and encodes 227 amino acids. The transcript has 4 exons. Lineage: Eukaryota; Fungi; Ascomycota; Eurotiomycetes; Eurotiales; Trichocomaceae. Gene Ontology annotation, cellular component: membrane; endoplasmic reticulum.
AUGCCCACGUUUUUACACUCUUACUACCCCCUCGGUGUCAACAUACCCGGAUACCUGCCAAAUGAAUCCUCUGUGUUCUCCCUUAUAGGUCAAUUUGCGUUGCUCUGGGCAGCUAUUGUCGGUAUCGCGUGGUUGAUUAUCUCUCGUUCCAGACCUGACGCUAGCAACGCCGACCAUCUAGCCUUUGUGUGGUUUUGCUUCACUGCAUCGAUCCACCUAUUUUUCGAAGGCUAUUUCGUGGUGAAUCAUGUAACGAUUGGGGGCAAAAGUCACUUGUUUGCCGAACUGUGGAAAGAGUAUUCGUUCUCGGAUUCGCGGUACCUUCGGUCUGAUGCAUUCCUCGUUUGCAUGGAGAGUAUAACAGCGAUCUGCUGGGGUCCGCUCGGGUUCUUCGUUGCCUACUGCAUUGCCGUACAACAUCCAGCGCGAUACAUCCUACAAACAGUUAUUUCCGUUGGUCAACUAUAUGGUGAUGUGCUAUACUAUGCCACCAGUCUGUUCGAUCUUCACCAUCGCGGUAUUGAGUUUUCGCGUCCGGAGAGUUAUUAUUUCUGGGUAUAUUACUUCUUCAUGAACUUCAUCUGGAUUGUUAUUCCUUCCUAUUAUCUGAAGGAGGCAGUGAGAGAAGCCACGAGGGUGUUUCAAAAGGUUGCGAAAUUGGAAGAGAUGAAGAAACUGCGGUGA